UCAGGACUCUACUGGAUUGACCCGGAUGAUGGUUACCAUGGUAACGCUUUUGAGGCCUACUGCGACCAAACAACGGACGGGGGAGGCUGGACGCUAGUUUGGAGUUACACUUUCACAGAUUACUCAAGCUUUACAAGUAGCAAAAACGCAGUCACUCCUCGUCCUACCUGGACAUACAGUGGUGCUAAGACUCGAGUAUCUACAACAGUUCCACUCAGCGAGACCCACUAUGAAGCUAUGGACUUUGCUUUGUGGCGCACCAUUGGUAACCAGUUCCUGAUCAAAAGUAACAUCAAUAACUGGAUUGCUUGCCAGGAGGGUACUGGUAGUAUAGUGAGACAGGCGGGUGGGUCACUUAGCUGUAAACUGGUCAAACAGGUUUCAACGAAAUGUUCUGGUGUGUUACCAAAAUCACUCAACGUGCAUGAUGAUGAUGGACCUUAUCUUGGGACCCCGAGCGGAAUCUAUUAUUUCUUUGAGGGUGAUACUGGGGGAGAAUGGCCCCACCACGAUCCAUGUGGAACAAGUAGUGCUAACCAAUUAAAGGAUGUUGCCAAUCCACAUGGAAAUCUUUUCAUACGUUAAAACAACUCAGCUCAGGCCUGAUAUUGCCUUUCUUCGUUACUUCAAAAGUACGAUACAUUUUAGAUCCACGGUAAUGCAUGUUUGCGUGGAUUCUAUAAAUUUGAUUUAAUUAGGGCUUUGCUUUUCGUUUUUGAUUUUUGUUUUUUGCUUUUGCAUUUUGUUGUUUGCAUUGUUGUUGUUGUUUUGUUUUGUUUUCUCGUUAACCUAGAUAUUUUGUUGAGAAUAGGGCACACUUAUGAACCUCUGCCCAGAUCUCACUCGUUUGCAGACCGUUGGCGAGACUGGAAGAUAUAACCAAACUCUUUGCGACAAAAGAUUAUGUCCAGUUUGUGAUUCCAAUGAAAUUGAAGAUGAAAUUCACUUUCUCUGCGAAUGCCAAAAAUAUUUCACACUUAGAAAUGAAUUUUUCGCUCAAAUAUAGAGUUAUCUCCAUAAUUUUCAGAAGUUAUCUCACCCAAACUUAGUGAUGAAACUGAUGAACUCUGAAGAUACUUAUCUUAAUUUACGGUUGACGGAUUAUAUCUCAUUAUUGAAGAAUUUGCGUGACAGUGUACUGUCAGGUAAGAAUAAUGUCACUUGAUUAUCUGAUAUUAAUAUUAAUAUUAUUAUUAUCAUUAUUAUUAUUAUUAUUAUUAUUAUUAUUAUUGUUAUUGUUAUUAUUUCUUUCUCUUUUCGUUCUUAUUUUACUAACCUUUUGCAAUACUAAGUUGAAUUAUAGUCAUGCAAACAAUUAAAGGUUAUUGCUGUUGUUGUUGUUAGCUGAGAUCUGGGUGCGAUAUUACGGCAUUAUGCGGUAAUGUGACUCAAAUGUGUCUACGCCCAAUGAUUAGAAACUAUUAAAAGGACAAUAUUCAUAAUACAAUUAGCAAGUAAGUAUUAAAGUAAGUAAGUAAGGAAGGAAGUAAGGAAGGAAGUAAGCACGUAUGUAAGUAAGUAAGUAAGUUAAUAAGUGAGUAAAACAUUUAUUUUUCACGAUAAAACUAUAGCAACGCUGAUGUGGUCGUGUGAAAAAUUAAAAAGUAAUUAAAACUAUAAAAGAUAAAAAGGGAUUAAAACCUACCAAUAGUACUAAAAAAAAUAACAGAGUGUUUAAAAUUUUCUAAACAGGUAAAUUUUCUCGGGGGUCGGCAUGUUGAAAUAUAAUUGUUCCUUAACCUGCAUUUCGUUUUAUUCUUAACUAAUAAGUCGUUUAGUGAGGGAGGCAUGGGAGUAACAUGAGUGAGCUAUUACAAGUAGGCGGUGAAAAUAAAUAUGCCGCAUAGGCCUCCGUUUGAAAGUGUUCAAAACGUCUUCAGUUGGUGUGCACCAGUCUGGACGGUAAAUUUUUUUAGCAGCUCUUACUGGAUGCUCUAACUGGAUGCGUUCAAGUUCGUCAAACAAAGUUUUGUUGCAUGAACCCCACACAAUUAGUUAUCGAAGAUCAUAAUAAAUAGUUCAGCUGUCGUAUUGGGAAUGUUCAUAUUUUUCUUGACUGACCACCGAUAAUUUAAUAGCAUAAUUUCCCAAUUAUGACAAGCAAUUAGUUUAAGCUGUCGUAUUCGGAAUGUUCAUAUUUUUCUUGACUGACCACCGAUAAUUUAAUAGCAUAAUUUCCCAAUUAUGACAAGCAAUUAGUAUUCCAAUCUGAUGAAUAAUUCUAUCUUUAAGAUGUUUAAAUACUUGCUUCUUGCUAGUUCGUUUUGUAAAGUAUUACUUUUGAAGCUUUUUAAAAUCGAAGCUUAGUAGGUACUCAUCUGUUAGUGGGAUGUGUACGUACUUAGCAUAAAUUUCUUUUGAGCGUUUUGCACCCCUUAAAAAAACCAACUUGUCAAGAAAGCUACCUCAGACGAGUAGAAGAGAGACAUAACAACCUUAGAAACCUCACCAGUCAGCUGAUCAGUUGACACGAUAUAGAAAAAUUGCCUGCAUGGUUAACAAGUAUUCAACUUACCUAUUUCGGCUUGAGCUGGCACUGCUACCAUUUGCCAUGCAAGAAGGCCCAACAAAACCAAACCAAAAAGUGUGGAGGUGAUGAACAGGCGAUAAUAUUAUGGCUUCUCUGUUCUUAAGUGGGCAUCAAAUUUAAUUUAGUCUUCAAUAUAAAACUUUAAUGUGAGCAAAGGUUUAUGUCGUUUAUCCCAGCCUGUGUAUGUAUUGUUUUAAUUAUUUCAUUAGCCACUGAGGCGAGUAAAAAGACUGUCUCAGAGUCUAUGUAUCAUUUUAAUGACAACCGUCACAAAGCCAUUACAUUGUUGAGUAAACGAAAUGUAACUUUGGCCAAUUGUUAAUAUGGCAGGAACCUACAAAGAACAAACUAAUUGAGAAGAACUAAAAGCAUACGGAACUUUGAACACCGGACAUUUUAUAUUUCGCUCAAGAUUACCCGGGAGUAGUUCUUAUUGAUAAUGGCAUCAUAUUAGUAUCGCUAUAGUUUCAUCCUUGGCCUGUCCCAACUCGAACCGCUUGCUUGCUGUACAAAACGGGGCCUGCACCAAUCCGCGGAGCUGUCAUAUGUGGGGUAUAUGAGUAGUGUCACUGGGAAGAGGAAGGUUUUUAAGUUGUUUCGUCUGGAGGAUGGGGUUAGGAAAUCAGUCGAGUUUAAAUAAAGUAUUUAUGGGAAAUGGAUCAGUGAUAUGGAGAUUGGAGUUCAGUUGCUUCAUAUUUAGUCUGGCAUAUAGGAUUAGGAAUAGAAUAUGGUUACAAAAUUGCAGUUGAUCAGGACUAGUUCCAGUGGCACGUGUCCACCCCAAAAUUCCAAGAUUACGCCCUCGGGACCACUGAUCGGUCAAAAACAUUAAAUCAGACGGUUGAAACGCACUGAAACUCCUCACUUUUAUCCUGAGAGAUUACCUGCCUAGCGAUUGUCUUGCAGUCAGUUCUGCCAUUGCAUUGACUUGCUGACGAGAUUGGAGAGCACGGUGGUUUAGUUAGCUUUUUACGACCUCAAAAUGUUCCAAGCUCGUUUGCCCAGUUUGUUUAUUUUUUUCUGUGUUUUCUUCAUAGCCAGGUGAGUGCGACUUAGAACUGGUUUUAAUUUGAUUUUUUUAACUGAUUUUCUCAUUUUGAGUCUGGGAAGCUAAAUGUUUUUCUCAAUGCUCAGGGAUAAUCGACUUCAACGAGUUCGGUUCCAAUCUUGAAGUUGUGUGAUGUUAUGUUAUUUUUAACGAUUUUAAUGAGAUGCACGCUGUAAGAACUGAGAGCUUAGUUACCGGGGAGUAUACUCUUCGCUAUGACGGAGGUGCUUAUUACAUCUUUUACUUGUUAGAAACUGUGAACUGGUAUCCCUUAUGGUAAAACUUUAUGAAUAUAAGUAGGUUGUUAAUCCUUACUUCCUAAGCUAGUUUGCCAAUGUAUUUUCUUUCAAAAUUUGAACUACGCUUUGCGUGUGAGGUGUGAGGCUCACGCUCGCCUCUUGAGACCUCACCCAAAACCCUUUUUUUAAUGAUAUAAAUACAGCAAAGUCAGGAGUCCAAAUGUUUACAUUUGUGUUGGUUGAAAAGUCAGUCAUUUUCGGUAUCUGUGUCUGAGCAAGUUCGAGCAAAUGCAGACCUAAACUGGGUUCGAAUUUCUUCGAAGUCUAGAGGUCUUUUCGUAAAACUCUUGUGGUCACCCCAAUUCCUUUUACUAGUAGGCUACGAGCAGUCCCCAUUUUUCCUCGGGGAUUCACUCGCACUCGCGUUUCGCUCACUCUUCUAUCCCUGAGAAAAAAUGGGGACUAGUCGUAUCUAUUUUACUAGUGCUGACACUCAUGUGUUUAAAGGGUGAUUUGUGGCUCCUGAGGUCUCAAUUCGAAAUUUUCCUCGUUAGAUUCUGGAAUUUAUUAACAGGGCUCAAUAUUUCUUUAUAGCGGACUUCAGGUGGGGAAAUCGUUAGUAGGAUUAUCCAUAGAAAAUCCUGCCUUGAACUGUAAAGAUUGAAAAACAAAAGACCAUCGGUUGUCUCAGUAGUCUACUGGAUAGACCCGGAUGGCGGUUCCCAUGGAAACGCUUUCCAGGCCUACUGUGACCAACAGACGGAUGGGGGAGGAUGGACACUAGUUUGGAGUUACACCUUCACAGAUUACUCGAGCUUUACAAGUAGCAAAAACGCAGUCACCCCUCGUCCCACCUGGACAGCCAGCACUGCUAACACUCGAGAAUCUACAACAGUUCCACUCAGCGAGACCCACUAAGAAGCAAUGGACUUUGCUUUGUGGAGCACUAUUGGUAACCAGGCCUUAAUCAAAAGUAACAUCAACAACUGGAUCGCUUGCAAGGAGGGCAGUGGUAGUAUAGUGAGACAGAAGGCCGGGUCACUCAGUUGUAAACUGGUUAAACAGGUUUCUUCACAGCAAUGUGCUUGGGCAGUGCCAACAUCUUUUGCGUUAAACAGCCACGGCCCUGUCCUGUCCAGCAACAGUCUCUAUUAUUAUUUUGACGGUAGUACGAGUAGCAGUUGGCCCACACAUGAUCCAUGUGGUACAAACACGGCAAAUUAUUUAAAAGAUGUGGCUAAUCCACAUGGCAAUGUUUUUGUUCGUUAAUAAGCCAACAAUUUCUCUUGUCGUUUCAUUUUUUUUUAGAAGGAGAUUGAAUUGAAACUACAUGGGAAGACUUAAUACCGGCCAAAUUUAUCAGCUUUUUUCAAAAUUUAAUCGAAGUGUAAUAUCGUUUUUACUUCUUUUGUAUUUUAUUGCAUAUCUUUUUUUACUAAGUCCAGCUAAUUUUUUAUCGAUCUGGUCACUGAACUCAUUAGUUUAUGGUCGUAAUUUUCCUGUUAGAUUUUUUCAAACAUCUCACUCAGGUCCCACUCGUUUGCAUGUCGAUUGAUUCAUCUCUGCAUUGGCUUAUUCAGUAGAGGAAUAUGUUAAUAAUAAAAUAUUAAAAAUCAGCUGUCUCCUUCAAUUUACUUUGAAUGGAUUUUCCACUUCGAUUGCGUAACAGGCAAUUGCUGCAGAGCAAACCCACCUUUACAAAAUUACAGGUCAAGCUUGAUUCGCCAAUUGAAUGAAAGGAUGCCAGAAAAGGACAGAGAAAUACAGGAAGCUGACAGUACUCCCUAAAGGUUUGGGUGGAAUACUCUCGAAAGGAAUCAGGUGGAGGUGUGCACAUGCUCCUUGCAAGCCUUUCACCAUUUCAGACCAAAACACGCUAUUUCCCAUUCCCUUCCCUAUCGAGCCUGACCAGCCGUUUUUAUUUUGUAACACAUAUAAUGUACUCUGAUAAGUGAUAGCCAGCUGAUCCUAGUGUGACGCCGCUUCCGUUUGACCCAACUUCCUGACGUUUAUCUUCUUUGAAAACCGGAGAGAGAUUUAAAAUCUUGCCAAGCCAUACUGAACUUCAGACCCCAGUUUUAAUGGGUUCUAGACUGUACCCGUGUAUACUCUACCCUAUCUAUGAUAGAGUACGACGAAUAGAACGUUAUCUGUCAGACCAUAGAAAUCGAAAAGGUCGAAAAAACAUAUCUUGGACGUCGGACAUUCCCACAAUUAAAUAAUGAUACUGACUUUUUAACCUUUGUAAGCCACACGCCAGAAUUAGAUUCCUUGAUUGGACAAGAACCAAACAUCUGUCCAUUGAAAUGCGCUGAAACUCCUCCCUUUUGCAGGGAAAACAUUAUUAUUACCUAGGUAGCUACUUAAUUGUCUUAAGACGUGCCUUUGAGUUGCAGAAGAGAGCGGAGCGAUAUUUGUUGGUUGGUCUUGCGCAAAAAGAAAAAUGUUUUCCUUUGCUCGUUUGCCAACUUUGUUAAUCGUUUUCGGUGUUUUCUUCUUAGCCAGGUAAGAAAGUGUUUAAUUUUUCACAUUGCUCCGAUGAAGGUCUAUGCCACAGAGGUCUAUGCUUUACGCAAUGCCCAGCUAGGGUUUCCCCCUUUAAAAGUUACCCCGGAUUCCAUGCAAACAUAUUUGGUGUUAUUUCACUACCGAGACAAAAUACGACAGACGGCAUACGAUUUGGAAUUGAGAGUUUUGUUAUCGAUAUUCACAUUCAAACUUCUCUCUCCAAUCUAGAUAACUGAGGGGUAUUGUUCUGUCUUACUCGCCAAGCAAAUCAACGCAUUUGGGUUCAUGAAUCAUGUCGGGUCAGAUGUUGGUAUCAGAUUACAACUUAGUCACCAGUGCUUUUUCUUUAGAAAAUGGGAGGGGCGGUAGCAGCCCUGGGACGAGGUUGAACAGAUUCUUUAGCACUGUGACAAGCGUACAGUUGACUCCCGGUAAUUCUAACCCUCGCUGAUUUCCUUCUUACAUUUAUUGUAAUUUCACCCUCGGUAACUCUAACCCUCGAUGACUCGAACCUCCCCCUAACUCGAAAUUAUUUGUUUUUAGCGCUGUACUGAUUAAUCAAGCUUUCUUGCUUUAUUUCUCCGUGUUCAAAAUUUCAACAUAUCUCUUGAUGCGCUUUAAGGGAUCGAGCAUGAAACUUGUAUUCCUCCCCUAUCUGGAUCCCAUUUCUUUUCUUCUUGUUAUUUGCUUCGAACUCCCGACAAUUCUCGAACUGUUUUCGAUUUCCCUUGAAGGUUCGAUCGAGUUACCGGGAGUCGAUUGUACUUAUUAUUGCAAGUCACGAUAGGAUAAAAGGACAAAGAGGUGGCCCUUAGAGCGUGGCUAGCGUACGUGAAAUUCUCGUUAUUUUUGGAAAUAGGAAGUAGGUUGGCAGAGAAGCCUGUAAGCUGUCACUUUUGAAAAAAAAGCCCGACUGCAUAAAUGCAGCCCAAAGAAGCCUAAAGAUCCCUAGUAAAGGCAACACAAUAGAACCGUACGGAAGGUUAUUGACUGGAAGUGCUCUUGAUAACGUAAAAGUCUUUUAUCCGUAGCUAGACCAAUAGUUACUUCGACCUUAUCACAUUUCAAUUCAAAGUACUUGUAGCCAGCGAACAACCACCCCUUCCCCCCACCCCCCUCCCCAAUUAAAUCUCUCUCUCCACUGAUCUUUUCAAUUGGCUGGGGAGUGAAAGAAGAAAACGGGAAGCAAGAUAGCUAUCUCUCCCUUUUCCUAUCUUAUUCCCUUUCCCCGAGUCGAGCCCAGAGCCCUCUCUUGUUCCAGUCUUAAUUGGCGCAUCCUCUUGGAGACUAUAUAGCACGUCAAAUCGAGGUAUCUGAUGAUAAAACCCUGUUUUGUCCUUUUAGAGCACUGGAUCAAGAAAGGUACAAAGUUCUGGAAGUUGAUUCAAAAGGGAAUCUUUAUCUUUACCGGUCCGCUUUGCUUUGCAAGAAUGAAAUAAUCAGAAGGUUAACUGAAGACAACUUCAAACUGGUUGAACCAAGCACUAUUGGUAAAGUACAGAGUUUUACAUCUUAUAAUCAAAACAGCGGAGUUACUUCUCUCGCCCCACUCCCUAGCCUGCGAACAACAGACGCAUUUCCGGUCGUCCGGAAAUGCGUCUGCUGUUCGCAGGCUACCCACUCCCCAACUCUCCACUAAGUACACUUACAACUCUCAUAUACAGGCCACAAGGAAAAAAAUAAAUGCCCCUUGGUUUAUGAACGACUUGUUUUAGGUAAUCGACGCUAGGCUACGGUGGCCUAUCAGAGAGUGGGUGAUUCCCGGCUUCCAUACAAGCACUAAAUCGCGCAUACACUGUAAUAGUUAAGCGGUGAUGUAUAAUCAAAGAUGCUUGGCACCAAAAGAAGCCUAUUCAUUUGCACCUUGUUUUUCCUCUGGUUAGAAAAAUCCGCCUCCCCCAUCGUCUCAACAACUCAUCUGAUUACAAUGCAUUCCGUUUACAUAGGGCAGUCCAAAGCAUUACCUGUGUUGAACUGUCGGGAUCUCAAACUAAAAGUACCCUCUGCUGCCUCAGGAGUCUACUGGAUUGACCCGGAUGGUGGCUCCCAUGGAAACGCUUUCCAGGCCUUCUGCGACCAACAGACAGCUGGAGGGGGCUGGACACUAGUUUGGAGUUAUACCUUCACGGAUUACAAAAAUUUUAAGAGUGGCUCAAACGCAAUCACCCCUCGUCCCACCUGGACAGCCAGCGGUGCUAAUACUCGGGUAUCUACAACAGUUCCACUAAGCGAGACCCACUAUGAAGCAAUGGACUUUGCUUUGUGGCGCACCAUUGGUAACCAGACUCUGAUUAAAAGUAACAUCAACAACUGGAUCAUUUGCAAGGAGGGCAGUGGCAGCAUAGUGAGACAGAAGGCCGGGUCACUCAGCUGUACACUGGUUAAACAGGUUUCACAGCAGUGUGCUGGGGUAGUACCAACAUCCCUUGCGUUACACAGUGAGGGGCCUUAUCUUUCCAGCAGCAGUCUCUACUAUUACUUUGACGGUAAUACAAGCGGCGACUGGCCCACACACGAUCCAUGUGGUAAAAACCAACAAAAUCAGUUAAAAAGCGUUGCCAAUCCACAUGGCAAUAUUUUUGUUCGUUAA
Porites evermanni is the source of this 8915-nucleotide messenger RNA. NCBI's taxonomy places the organism in Eukaryota, Metazoa, Cnidaria, Anthozoa, Scleractinia, Poritidae. The record is from the annotation of a GenBank genome assembly.